Molecule: messenger RNA, 975 nt
Organism: Halteromyces radiatus
Lineage: Eukaryota; Fungi; Mucoromycota; Mucoromycetes; Mucorales; Cunninghamellaceae
Exons: 3
Coding region: 123-836 (237 amino acids)
Source: RefSeq, a predicted model, not a curated record
CACUUUCUUUAUUCUUCCUCCUUUCUUAUUUUACCUAUAUUUCCCUUUUGUUAUAAUUUCUCUCUCUCUUUUUUUUUUAUUAUAUUAUUUUACAGUAGUACCAAUUGAAGCUUGGUUGAAUUAUGGAUAGAUUCAUCAAUGCUUUCAGUCGGUCACAAAAUAGAAAAGACGAUGAAGGACGAAGCCAUCAAUUUGCAAAACGACUUACUACUUCGACAACGUCACCUAGUAUUGUUGAUAAAGUACCAGGACCCACUCUAUCAGCAUCUGACCUCUCACCAACCGAAUCUGACGUAUAUGUAGACUGGUGGAACGCACUAGAUCCUUUUGGUCUUGGUAUUGCUCACGAGAAAGAUAUCAAUCGUUUCUUAAUGGCUUGUGGUUUAGAUCAAGAUUUACUUCAACAGAUUACAACAUUAUAUGAUGGCGAACCAAAGUACAUGGAGGAACAAUUUUAUGCCAUAAUUCGACUUGCUUCACAUGGACAAUGUGGUAGAAAAAUCAACCGUGAUCUUCGCCAUUGGCUCAGCUUAAUAAAAAUGCUCUUGAUGAUAUAUUUCGCCAAGAAUCAUUUCCUAUUCAACCAAUCUCCACUGUCUCUUCUACCAAAACAGCAAAGGAUCAAUCUCGAAAUACUUGGUGGGGUCAGUCAUCUUUACAUGCAAAAGAUACGCAGGAUUUCAUCUCACCAUUACCGCAGCAACAACAACAUCAAGGACAACAACAACCCUUGUUAUUUCCAAAUGCUAUCAGUCAUCGACAUUCAUAUGCUAGCUCCACGUAUUCUACGCCUGCCUUUGUAUCACCUGCUAUUCAAUCACAACAACCGGCCGUAAGUUCUAUUUACCAACCAACUCCAUCUUGGUCUUCAUCCAAUAAUGACAAAAAUAAUCUCAUCUCUCCUGAUACUCCAUUGAUACCUGUUUCAUCGGCUUUAAACCAAGUUGAAUCUUUCGCAUGGGCAGAACAGGCUCU